AUGCAAAAGCAAGCUUUAAGAAGACUAAAACUCCUGGAGCAUCAGAUUUUAGGAAUCAAGGUGAACAAUACUUCUUCACAACAGAAGCUGAAGGAUGAGAAUGGUAAUUAUCAGACCAUCGAUCUGCUUUACAGAGAGGGCAGGAACAAGCUAGACUGGUUCAAAGAGAAAGGAUGGGGCUUUAAGGACACAGAGUUCGUCAUUGAUGACAAAACAGGCAAAGUCGGCCUCACAGGGGAUAGAUAUGUCUUCAGUGGAAAGCUCAUGCCUGAUUUUAGGACCUGGGCUGAAAGCAAGAUUGGCAUUGAUAUUGAUAAAAUAGCUGUUGCACAGAAAGCUAUGGAUGUAGAUCCUCCUACCUUUAAUGAGGAAUUUUUGGAUUCUUUGGAUUACAAUUUCUCAAGGAUUAGUUUUGAUGAUAAGGAGAGGAUGAUGCAUUCUCAUGGUCACUGCUUGCAGGAUGUGUUCUCCCUCAGAUACGGAAAGUUCAAGAGAUUUGUCGAUUGUGUUAUCUAUCCUGGAUCUACAAAACACGUCCAAAAGAUAGUCGAAUUGGCAAAUGAAAAUAAUGUCGUCAUUGUUCCAUAUGGUGGAGGUACAAACGUCACCCAAGCCCUUGAGCUCCCAGAUGACGAGACAAGGAUGAUCAUCUCUUUAGAUAUGACCAGGAUGAAUAAGAUCAAGUGGGUUGAUAGAGCUAACAUGACUGCCUGUAUUGAGUCUGGAAUUAUUGGAUCCGAUCUCAACAGAGAGCUCGAGAAAUACGAUGUUGUACUUGGUCACGAGCCAGAUUCUCUCGAAUUCUCUAGUUUGGGAGGGUGGAUUUCCACCAAGGCUUCAGGAAUGAAGAAGAAUGAGUACGGAAAUAUUGAAGACAUUGUUCAAGCUAUCACUAUUGUUACUCCAACCGGAACCUUUGAGAGGUACAACCAGUGCCCAAGAGUUUCUCAUGGGCCUGAAUUGAACCAUUUCAUCCUCGGUUCAGAAGGAAAUUUGGGUGUCAUUACUGAGUGUGUUCUCAGAGUCAGAGAAGUACCAGAAGCUAAGGUCUAUGGAUCAAUUGUCUUCCCAGACUUCGACAGCGGAACCAAGUUCAUGAGAGAGGUUGGAAGAAGCAAGAUCUGGCCUGCAUCAAUCAGAUUGGUAGAUAACCUCCAAUUCCAAUUCGCAGUUGCUUUAAAGCCAGAAAGUGAUUCUAGAUGGCAAACAAUCUUGGAUAAAAUUAAGAAAUUCUACGUCCUGAAGAUCAAAGGUUUCGACCAAGAAUCCAUGUGCGCUUGUACUCUAGUGUUUGAAGGUACUAAAGAGAAGACUGACAAGCAACAAACUUUCAUCUACAAGCUUGCAAAGGAGUACCACGGUAUGAAAGCCGGACCAGAGAAUGGUAUUAGAGGAUACUUCCUCACAUUCGUCAUAGCUUAUCUCAGAGAUUUUGCUUGUAAUCACAACUACAUCGCUGAGAGCUUUGAAGCUUCAGUUCCAUGGGAUAAGAUGGACAAAUUGUGCUACAAUGUUAAGGAUAGAGUCUACGCUUCUGCAAGGAACAAGGGAGUUCAAGGAUUCGUCUUUGUCUCAUGAAGAGUCACCCAAGUCUAUGAAACUGGUUGCACUAUCUAUGUCUACUUCGGAUUCUCUCUUGAAGGUCUCAAAGAUCCACUCCAUGCUUAUGAAGAAGUAGAACAUGACGCUAGAGAUGAGAUUCUCAGAUGUGGAGGAGCUCUCUCACAUCAUCACGGUGUUGGAAAGAUCAGAAAGUCCUUCAUGGAUGAAGUCGUCGGUGAAACUGGUAUUAGAAUGCUGAGAAGUGUCAAGUCUGAACUCGACCCAAAGAGCAUCAUGGGAUCCAGAAACCUUUUCGACCCAUAA
Moneuplotes crassus is the source of this 1866-nucleotide messenger RNA. NCBI's taxonomy places the organism in Eukaryota, Ciliophora, Spirotrichea, Euplotida, Euplotidae. The record is from the annotation of a GenBank genome assembly.